AUGAUGACUUCCUAUCUUCCGGCAGAUUUAGAAGAAGAAAUACUAUCUAGGGUUCCAGCCACAUCUCUGAUGCGAUGGAGAUCUAUUUGCAGACGAUGGAACACUUUAUUCUUCGAAGACCAAAGAUUCUCCGAGAAGCACUUUCGUAACGCUCCAAAGCAGCCUCUUGUUCUCAUGUUGACAGAAUAUAGGCUUUUUUUUGCGAGCGUAGAUCUGAAGUUUGUUCCUCCUUCGAUAGAAUUUAGUGAUGCACUUAGCCUAAAAAAUUAUUAUGUUUCGAGAGAUGCCCAUAUAGACACAGUUUCUCACUGCGAUGGUUUGUUGUUAUGCGCCACCGAGAGCGAACUCGUGGUUUGGAAUCCUUGUUCAGGGCAAACAAGGUGGAUCAGAGACCACGAUGGUAGCAGGUGGUUCCGUGGAGGGUCUUUGUUUAUGUUGGGAUACGAAAACAACCAAUCUUGCCGCAGCUAUAAAAUUUUGAAGUUUUACCAUAUAAUAAACUACGACGUCGACGUCCAAUAUGAAAGAUUUAAAAUCUAUGAUUUCAACUCUAAUAUGUGGAGAUUUCUUGAUGCUCGUAUUAAUCCUCGUAACUGCAUCAGUAACGAGUCUCAUGGUGUGACUUUGAAUGGAAAUGCUUACUGGAUUUCUUCUCACAACGAAGAGGGCGGCGACUUACUCAGUUUUGAUUUUACGAGAGAGAGAUUUAGACGUUAUCGUUUUCCUCUCACAUUUAGGCGUUGUCAUUAUCGGGCUCUGUCAGUUGUUAGAGAAGAACUCUCAGUGUUACGUUGGGUUGAUUCAAAUAUGGAGAUGUGGGUGACCAAUAACAUGGAUACUUGUGAAGCAGAUUUGUCAUGGACCAAAUCCUUUACAAUGGACUUUGUCUUAAAUAUUUAUACGAGUGUUUUAAUCGACGAAGAUAAGAAAGUGGCCUUGUGUGAUUCACCUUGUGAGGAAGUUGCAUUCACUAUUGGAGAGGAAGAUGAGUAUUACUCAGAAGUCCCUUUUGAAGGAGCGCGUUCUAGACAUGAACAUAUUUUUAAUUAUGUUCCAAGUUUGGUUCAGUUCCCCCAGCAAAGUAUUGAACCAGAUGGUUUUGGUAAAUGGCAUCAUAGAAGAUGGUGGGGUCAUAGGGUACGACGUUGUAAUGGAGGGUUGGAUUAUGACACCCGGUAUUCAGAAGAGACUGAUGAUGACAUGAUGUCCGAAUCAGAUGACGAAUGGGACUGGCGGGAGAUAGAGUGCACUGAUUUUAGCAAUAGCAGUCGUCGUGGAAACCGAGGUCGUGGGUGGACGAAGACGAGGUGUGCUACCUUAUAA
Molecule: messenger RNA, 1323 nt
Organism: Brassica oleracea var. oleracea
Lineage: Eukaryota; Viridiplantae; Streptophyta; Magnoliopsida; Brassicales; Brassicaceae
Product: F-box protein At3g22700-like
Exons: 2
Coding region: 1-1323 (440 amino acids)
Molecular function (GO): protein binding
Source: RefSeq, a predicted model, not a curated record